UUUACAUUUAUUUCUUUAAUAUUUCUAUAUUGUACCUAUACAUAAUACACCCAAUAUUUGUUAAAACAUAUUUUUUAGAUAAAAUUAAUAUUUCCUCUUAUAGUUUUUUUAGGUGCACGUAGCAGCUCUGGGAACUAAAAUUAUUGAUUGUUUUAAUCCACUUACAUGUUUGUUGUUAGUGUCUUGAUGGCAACAGCAUGACAUAGUUUUCGACGUCAAAAAUCAACUUCUAUUGCAUCGUAAAUGAUCGCAUUUAUUAUUGUUAAUGUCUACUAAAAAGAAUGAUCGUGGAUCGACUGCACCGAAGAAAACAAUCUCGACGAUUUCAUCGAGACGUCCAUUACUCGAGGCCGAAAAAACUAAAACGAAGAAAAAACCCGCUAACGCGGAAUCCACGAGACGAAAAAUUGCAGAAAAUGACAAAUUAGACCAGAAGAAGGAUUUGAAAAAAAUUAAUAACCCUGAUAGAGAAACCAAAAUGAAACAAGAACUAACCAAAAAGACUUCUAUAGCAACGAAAAAACCCGCACAGAUUUCGAAAGAAAAACCUUCUUUAAACCUAAAGAAAGCACCAAAACCAGCGGAAAACAGCAAAACAUCACUACCUAAAUUCACGAAAUCCAUAAACUCCUCAGCAAAUCCGAAUCCCCAACCAGAAAGACCAACAACAGCCACACUUCUACGCGGCACCGUCUUAAACAUCAACAAAAUCGGCCCGGACAAUCCCCCAACCGAUCAAACUAAAUCCCCCUCGCCCAAAUCCGACUCCUCCGAAGGCAAGUACGAAGACGACUUCGAAUCCUACGAAUCGGACUUCGAGGAUUACUCCUCGUCGAGCUCAAACGGCCUCUUACUGGCAUCAUCUCCCAGCAGCAGCCCGUUGAGCAGCUACUCGGACGAGCCCACGUCCUUCGGCAAGCACUCCACCAACGGGCUGGUGUUGUCCAGCGGCAGCGAGGACGACAAAACCCUCGAUUCCGGCCACUUCGAGAUGCCCGGCUUCAAGCACAGGCCGAUGUUGGAUAACAUCAAAGAGGCCAUCGAGAGGGAAAACGCCAAUGUUCUAUCGCCUCCAGGGAAUUACGCCUCGUUCUCCGACGAGGGUUUCGAGGACCAGAAGUCGUUUCAGUUCGUCAAUUUCGCCGAUGCCCAGAUGAAGAACAGGAGGAGGAACAGCAUGCAGAUGAGGCGGAAGAGAGGAGAGGAGAUAUUGAGUAUGGUUAAAUUGGAUUAUUAUAGUUUUACGUUGCUCGAUAUAGCGUCGAUUUCUUAUGAGAAAUACGUGAAACUCUACGGUGCUAGGAACAGAUUGCAAGUAUCGACUCAAACUGGCGAAGAUGAUGUGGAUGAAGAAGUGCAAACUGAAGAAACUAGUAUGCUCGAUAAAGCAACCCAGAAACCUGAAGUGUUUGGUUCGCAUAACGAAAACGAUAACGCAGAAAAAUGCGUUAAUUACACUAAUUUGAACAAAUUCUUAUCGUCUGCCUUAGAGGUCGUGUUGAAGAUAAACGAAGAAUCUAAUUCUGUAGAGUAUAAAUCACAAAGCGAAACUUUUAGCAAAAGUCUCGUUAAUUUUAAAGCCAAAACCGACAUUUUCGACGACUCUUACGUUACUUGUAUACAUUUUCCUCUUCACCAAAACGAUAAAUUCGUUACCGUUCAUUCUAAACGAGAUGGAUCUUCUCUCACUGCCUCGUGGAAUUUCAAUCACGACGAACCUGAUAUUGUCAUCGUUAGUUACGGAAACAUUUCAUCCUGUUCUACCGGCUUCAAUUACCAGGAAUUGAUUUUCACUGGAUUAGAAGAUGGCGCUAUAUUAGUGUGGAAAGGUAGCAGGAGAUUACUGAAAGGCGAAUACAUAAUUCGCGUCCCGCUAUUUACAACUGGAAUAAAUUCUGGACAUCACAAUAAAAUAAUUGGAUUGAAUUUUCUGGAUGACGUAUCCAAUAAAGGGAACGUUCAACGUGCUAACGAAUUAUGCAGUUUGGACGAAACUGGAGAAAUAAUUUUGUGGACCAUCAUAUCGAAAUGUUCGGGCAACGAAAACGACGUUGAUUACAACAAAAUCACGCUGCUCAAAAACUCGACGAUUUCCCUAAUUAAUUUAUGCCCGGAUUUGAACGAUUUGCUUUGCACCCGGUUUUGUAGCAGCCCUCUUAAUCCUCAUUAUUUAUUCAUUGCGACCAAUUACGGUUCGGUUAUUCAUUACACCAUCAAAGCCGGAAUGAACAAAGCCAAAACGUAUUUAACAGAAGUGCAAUCGGUUCCGAAAUCGUUGGAAUGCUGUCCGUUUUCAUCGGAGUACUUCCUAGUGGGAUACGAAAACGGAGAUAUCAGCUUGUUUUCACGGUCCUCGGAGAAGCCGCUUAUGAUUUUAUCGGAUAAAGAUAAAUCUCGAAUAUCCGCCAUCGAAUCGAUAGAAUGGUCCAGGGAUAAAUCGACUGUGAUAUAUUCGAAAGACGACGAUAAUAACAUCAACGUAUGGGACCUCGACGAGAGCGAUAUGGUGCCCUUGUAUACCAUACCUUAUAAGGAAAAUAUCGCCUGCAUGAGAAUCAUAAAAGACGAGAAAACCCAAAAAUUGUUUAUGCUGAUUGGGACCAAGGAAGGUAACCUACAUUUACACCAAUUAAAUGAAGGACGCAAUCAACCGACUAGCGAGUUACAUACCCAAAGUAUAAAAACCUUUUUUAGUUACGUUAAAAGAUUGUAAACUUUAUAUUUUAUUGUUAAAUAA
Molecule: messenger RNA, 2737 nt
Organism: Phyllotreta striolata
Lineage: Eukaryota; Metazoa; Arthropoda; Insecta; Coleoptera; Chrysomelidae
Source: the annotation of a GenBank genome assembly